AUGAAGAUCGUUUCAAUGAGUAUUGUGCUUCUCAUGUCAGCAUACUUGACAGAAGCUGCGAAAGAAAUUCAAACGGAUCGAAAGCUGAAACGUGGUGUUGAUUUUUUCGGACCGCCGGGGUUUGACCAAUUUGGUCUUCUCCCGGCGUAUGACUCUCCGUGGGUACCAGGGAGUCCUUUAGGCCCAUGGGUAGGGCCAAUACCAUCCGAUCUUGAACUGCGUCGGGUUCAAACACAAGCCACUCACGACGUAACACUCCAGCUUCUCAGAGAUUCAAUCCCAGGCACUCCCAGCAUAGCGUACACGCCCGAUAUAAUACGAGCUAUCCAGCAGGCUAAAGCCGCGAAUGAGAAUGUUCUACUGGCCCAACAGCGAGUUGCCGAAGUCAAACAAGCUACUAUCAUACAACAGAAGAUUGCACUGGCCAAAGAAGCGGCUGCCCGCGUAGCGGCGGAAAGGUCCGAGGCCAUUUCUGCUCACACACAAGCGGAAGCUCGAGCGAGCGCCCAGCAGCUUGUAGUUCUCCAACAAAAAUUAGCAACGUCGAAGGAUGCUGUGGCUGCAGCACAGCGUCUCGCAGCUGCCCGAGAGGCUGCUGCAGCAGCGGCUAUACAGCGAAAUGCGUCGGAAACUGCUGCCCAACUUCGGAAACAAGACGUGGACAAACAAAUAAGUCAAACUGAACGGGAAGCAAAGAUCCGCGAUCUCGCGGCUGCGAAGCAACAUGCAAUUGCCAAAGCAGUGCACCAUGCUGCAAUCACAAAGCCAGUGCCCCACCAGUAUUCAGUCCAUCAUCCCUGGGCUUAACACAGUUAAUCCACCCGCUAGAAUAAGCGUCUACUAAAUCUGAAAAUCAGGAAAUAAUUAUCAUUACUGGUGAAGGUUUCUGAUUACUAUUUACGAGAAUAUCUCGUCAUUUUUUCCACUUGUUGCAAUAAAUAAUGGUGAUGAAGCAGAAAGGGAAGAUAAAGUAACUCCACAUUUCCACAAAUUAGACUAUCGUAACUAGAUUUGUCAUCCCCUUCAUCCCCACCGAGUUGCCUCGUGUAAGCUCGUGAGACUAGCGCGCAACGUACUGCGCAUAACACACUGGUGAUCAUGCCCUGUCCUGAUUUAAUACUGUAUCGACAA
Messenger RNA from Diachasma alloeum, 1131 nucleotides. RefSeq lists its product as uncharacterized. Bases 1 to 807 code for a protein of 268 amino acids. NCBI's taxonomy places the organism in Eukaryota, Metazoa, Arthropoda, Insecta, Hymenoptera, Braconidae. The record is from RefSeq and is a predicted model, not a curated record. The transcript is spliced from 5 exons.